AUGAUUGCAGGGUACAUGCAGAAUUCAUGGGACUGGGAUGCAGUGAAGUUGUUCUCAGAAAUGACCCAACAGGGGUGGCGGCCAGAUGGGAAUGAACUUGUCUCCCUUGUUUACCAUUAUUUUUCCAAAAUCUUAAUUCCUGUCUUCUCUAAAGGCUAUGCGGAUAGUAGAUGGUGCCUCAUGGAACUGGUUGAAAUAGUUAGAUGCCAUAGAUCAAACGGUCAAAUAAUUCUGCCCAUAUUCUUCGAUGUUGACCCAGCAGAUGUUCGCCGUCAGACCGGAAGCUUUGAAGGAUCAUUUCAGAAACACCUGGAGAAAUUUGAUGCUCAGACCUUAGAGAUUUGGAAGGAAGCAUUGACUGUUGUAGGAGGACUUAAGGGAUAUGAUCUCAAGCAAGUAAAGGGGAAUCAAUCAGAGCUAGUCGACUUAAUUGUUGAUUGGGCUUUGAGGGAGCUGAGUAGCAAUCGCUUGAGUGAUGCUAAAAAUCCUAUUGGAUUAGAUGAACGUGUACAAGAUCUAUUAUCUCUAAUUAAUUCUGGCUUCAAAGGUGUUCCAAUCCUGGGAAUCUAUGGUAUGGGUGGCGUUGGGAAGACAACCAUAGCAAUGACUCUUUACAAUCGCAUUUUUAAAAGCUUUCAUAGGAUUGGCUUUCUUGCAAAUAUCAGAGAAAAAGCAGCAGGACCAAAUGGUCUAGUUAUUCUACAAGAACAACUUAUUUAUAGUGUCUCCAAAAAGAAAGUGGAUGACAAAAUAUUGGAUGUUUAUAGUGGCAAAGAAUUGAAUAAAGAAAGACUACAAGGAGAAAAUGUUCUUCUUGUUCUUGAUGAUGUUGACCGUCGGUCUCAACUUGAUGCUCUGGCUAUUGAAUUCAAUUGGUUUGGUCCAGCAAGUAGGAUUAUAAUAACAAGUAGAGAUGAACAUAUUCUAGAGUUGGCUAAAGUUGAUGAAGAUAAAAGAUACCGGCCUGAAGAAUUGGAUGAUGAGCAAUCUUUUCAACUCUUUAGUUUGCAUGCAUUUUCAAGUGACCAACCUCCCGAAGAUUAUAAACAGCUUUCUCGCAAUUUGCUAUGCUUGGCAGGAGGAUUGCCAUUAACUCUAGAAGUGUUGGGUUCUGCUCUCUUUAACGUAACAGAAAAAGCAGUUUGGCAAAGUAUGUUACAAAAAUUGCAAAGAAAUCCUAACAUGGAGGUCCACCAGAAAUUAAAGAUAAGUUUUGAUAAUCUAGAAGAGGAUGAGAAAUCUAUAUUUCUUGAUGCUGCAUGCUUUUUCGUUGGAUGGAGGAAAGAAACUGUAAUUUCACUAUGGGAUGCUUGUGGGUUUGACUCGGUGUCAACAAUAAAAAAACUCACUCAAAGGUCCCUUAUAAAAUUUACCAAUAGAGUAUCUUAUUCUGAUGGAGAAUCUAUGAGCUCCUAUGAUGAGCUAAGGAUGCAUGAUCAAAUUCAAGCCAUGGGAAGGGGCAUUGUUUCAGAAGAAAAUCCUAGGGAGCCUGGUAAACAGAGUAGGUUGUGGUCGCGUAAUGAUAUCUUAGAAGUGUUAGAAGAACACAAGGUAAGACUUUUUUCCUUGACCCUUUUUUCAUUUCUAUGUAAAUAUGUUAUCCUAGCUUAUUGA
Telopea speciosissima is the source of this 1614-nucleotide messenger RNA. Its product is annotated as disease resistance protein RUN1-like. Gene Ontology annotation, molecular function: ADP binding. The record is from RefSeq and is a predicted model, not a curated record. The transcript has 2 exons. Bases 1 to 1614 code for a protein of 537 amino acids. Gene Ontology annotation, biological process: defense response; signal transduction. NCBI's taxonomy places the organism in Eukaryota, Viridiplantae, Streptophyta, Magnoliopsida, Proteales, Proteaceae.